UUCCUGUUUCCUGCUCAGUAGUUUUACCCAUGAAAAGAGUCUCGUCAGCCAUUUUGAUUUUCUAUUCCCUUUUUUCGUGUCAUUUGGAGGAAACAUUUUCCCAUAUAAUUGACAUUUCAAGAUGAACGGAGCUCUAGAUGAGCCAGCUCUGCUUAUGGAGGUCCCUCCUGUUCUGAAAAAGCUCGUUAAAAGAGUCAUACGAGGGUUUUACGACAAAGAACACGUUGCUCUCAUGAACGUGUUGACCAACGCUAAGCACCCUUGUGUCAAGGAAGACGACUUGCUGGAGAUGCUGAAAUUCGAUAAAAAACAGUUACGACAGACUACUUCAAGACUAAAGAACGAUAAACUUAUAAAGCAACGUAUUCACAAGGAAAAACAAACCGAACCUGGAUCAACACCGAUCACAUUCAACUAUUACUUCAUCAACUAUAAACUCUUUGUCAACGUUGUGAGGUAUAAACUCGACCAUAUUCGAAAAAAAAUCGAAAGUGACGAAAAGCAGGCAAAAAAUCGGCCGUCUUUUUUGUGUACAGAGUGUAAAAGGAAAUACUCUGAUUUAGAGGUUGACCGCCUUAUUGACAUGAUGUCAGGGUUGCUGAAAUGUACAUUUUGUUCAGGUAUAGUUGAGGAAGAUGUUAGUGAAAUCCAACAAGGAAAUACCUAUAGGACCUCUCUGGCACGAUUUAAUGAACAGUUAGAGCCAAUAUUUUUGUUGUUGAAAGAAUCAGAGAAUAUUAACUUGGCCCCUUCAGUCUUAGAACCAGAACCAGAUUUGGCGGCAAUGAAUGUUCAUAUGUCACGCUCAUCUCAUGGGUCACAUGGUAACCGUUCAUGGAGUAAUGAUCGUCGAGGUGAUGGGGAUGUAGGGGAUGUAGGUAUUAAGAUAAGUAUGGGUCCUGAUGAUGAUGAGGGGAAAGCUGAAGUCAAACGGACGAAAGAGGCACCAGAAUGGAUGAAACAUAGUACUGUCGCUACGAAGGAAGAGUCAAAACCAGUAACCAAUACUGCAACUACAACAGCACCUCAUACUAGCACUCAAGACACAGAUAAUGAGAUUCUAGCUGAUUUACUGGCUCAUGAGUCUGUGAGCAAGAAGCCGAGACUGGAUGUUGACAAAGCUUUAGGGAAUGAGGAAGAAUCAGAAUCAAGUGAUGACUCGGAUGAUGAGAAAAUGACCAGUGUCCCUGUGGCUCCCAACCAUAACGUGACAGAAACUAUGGCUGAAUCAGAAAGUGAUGGUGAGGAUGAGAUGCAAGUAAAGGUUAAUGGAAAGAUGGUGUCCCUACAUGAUGUGACACAGACUAUGAUUGAGUCAAUGACUGCCGAGGAAAAGGAGGCAUACCAUAAAGCUUAUCAUCAAGCAUGCAGUGCUAUGUUCUAACUGUUGCUCUAGAGAAAAUAUGUUAUUUGACUAUAAGUCAAUGACUGAUGAAGAACAGGAGACAUACCAUGAAGUCUAUCAUCACCAAUCAUGAAGUGUUAUGUUCUGUUGCUCUAGAGAAAUUAUGUUGUUUGACUAUGAUUGAGUCAAUGACUGCCGAGGAAAAGGAGGCAUAUCAUAAAGCUUAUCAUCAAGCAUGCAGUGCUAUGUUCUAACUGUUGCUCUAGAGAAAAUAAUUGUUAUUUGACUAUGACAAUAACUGAUGAAGAACAGGAGACAUACCAUGAAGUCUAUCAUCACCAAGCAUACAGUGCAAUGUACUGUACUAAGUGUUGCUAUAGAGAAUAUAUGUUGUGUAUGAUUGAAUCAGUGACUGGCAAAACUUCUAAUGUUUGUUUUAUUGCUACUCAAACCUUUAAUUUUUUGGGGGAAGCUUGGAGCAAAAAUUGACAUAUGCUAAUUAGUAUCAUAUACCUAAAUCAUACUAAUGGAAAUGGAUUCUUUCAGUCAACUGAUGAAACUCUAUGUCCAUCCACCAAUGCAGCCCAGGUUUGAUUCCCAGACUUGGUGUUGUAUACGAAUAGAGUUAAUGGUUGGCUCUCUCAUUUGCUUUGAGUUUUUUUCUCCAGGUUCUCUGGUUUUCCCCCCAACUCAAUGAUUUAUUUAUUGACAGGAAUUAGCUACUCUGUAGAAAUUCCACAGCUAAAUCCCAUUUAUUAUUAUUAUUAUUAUUUCUUUUUGGUGUAAUUAUUAUGACUUACAGAAAUAAUUAAAAGAGAGCCUACUUGAAAGAUGGUGGGAAGUGAAUGAAUAUAAUGAAAGAAUAUGAGUUCAAAGAGGUUAAAUGCACUUGGACUUAAUCACUUGAGAAAGCAGAAAAAAACCCAUACAGAAAUAAAACACCUGAACAUCU
Molecule: messenger RNA, 2297 nt
Organism: Actinia tenebrosa (Australian red waratah sea anemone)
Lineage: Eukaryota; Metazoa; Cnidaria; Anthozoa; Actiniaria; Actiniidae
Product: general transcription factor IIE subunit 1-like
Biological process (GO): transcription initiation at RNA polymerase II promoter
Cellular component (GO): transcription factor TFIIE complex
Source: RefSeq, a predicted model, not a curated record